CGAACGCCCUUUGCGCGCCCACGGGUCAUUCGGGGCGUAUGGAGUACCCGAUGGACUGGACUAACUUUUCCGAACGUCAGGUGUGGGCUCUCCCACGACAGCUCUGCGCAUAGACCUCCAGAGCCACAAGGGGUCCUCAUGCCUUCUCCUGCGGACCAUGUCCAUGAUCCUCUUUGCCUGUGUGGUACGGCUGCGGGAUGGACUGCCCCUCUCGGCCUCUACUGACUUUUACCACAGCCAAGAUUUCCUGGAAUGCCGGCCCCGGCUCAAGAAGCUAGCCUCGAGACUGGCCCAGUAUCCGGGCCGAGGUUCCGCGGGAGGCCGUGACUUCAGUAUACAUUUUUCUUCUUCAGGGGACGUGGGCUGCAUGGCCAUCUGCUCCUGCCAGUGUCCGGCCGCCAUGGCCUUCUGCUUCCUGGAGACCCUGUGGUGGGAGUUCACAGCGUCCUACGAUGCCACGCGUGUCGGCUUAGCCUCCAGGCCGUACGCUUUCCUCGAGUUUGACAGCAUCAUCCAGAAAAUGAAGUGGCAUUUCAACUGUGUAAGUUCCUCUCAGAUGCAGAGAAGCUUGGAGAAAAUUCAGGAGGAGCUCAAACUCCAGCCUCCACUGGUUCUCACCCUGGAGGACACAGAUGUGGCCAAUGGGAUGCUGAACGGUCACAUGCCGAUGCACCUGGAGCCUGCUCCUAAUUUCCGAAUGGAACCGGUGUCAGCCCUGGGUAUCCUCUCUCUUAUUCUCAACAUCAUGUGUGCUGCUCUGAAUCUCAUUCGUGGAGUUCACCUUGCAGAACAUUCUUUACAGGUUGCCCAUGAGGAAAUUGGAAACAUCCUGGCUUUUCUUAUUCCUUUUGUAGCCUGUGUUUUCCAGUGUUACCUGUACCUGUUCUACAGUCCGGCCAGGACCGUGAAGGUGGUGCUGCUGCUGCUCUGCAUCUGCCUGGGCAACACGUACCUGCACGGACUGAGGAACCUGUGGCAGAUCCUGUUCCACGUCGGGGUGGCUUUUCUGUCGUCACACCAGAUACUGACGAGGCAGCUUCAGGAGAAGCAGUCUGACUGUGGAGUGUGAGGAGGGCCCGGGUGCUAGACGGAGCUUUGAUUUCCUCCUGAGGGUCGAUCCGUGCUUCCCUUCCUGCUUCUCAGCUUCCCCUCAAGUUCUCAUGCUUGAAGUUCCUUUCAACCACACUGGACUGGAAAACCGGGACCUGGAGAUUCCUAGCAGGUUCCGUGGGAGCCGCGAGGGCGCAGGAGACUCGGUCUUGGUUUGUGCUGAGCGUUACUGCAGUCGCCAGCCAGCACGUAGACUUCGGGGAGCAGACUCCUCGGGGCUCAUUCAGAGAGACUUACCGGUAGAUCAGAAUGGAAAUAUUUUGGUCUUCUAAAUUGAGUGGUGCAAUAAACCACUAGAUUCAAUAACGCUUGUUCUAGCAAUCGGCAGUUACCGCCAAGGAACCACUUCAAAAUUCCAUUCAGGGUCAGCCCUGUAGCCUAGUGGUUAAGGCAGCCAGAUCCCCGUGGCCAACCACUUGGUUCAAAUCCCUGCCCCUGUGGGCACACGGCAUUGCUAUAUACAGACCGGAUAUGUGUGUACGUGUCCCCCAAGUCCUGAGAGGAUAGAGCUGGAAGAGAAGGGUUGCAGUAUGACCAUGCCCCGUUGGGGGGUGCUUCCUCCCCCUCCCUCUCGCUCUCUCUCCCACUCUGUCUGUCUGUCUGUCUGGUGAACGCACAUGCCCUCGGGCAGUUUUUUAAAAAUCCAAGUCAGCUUUUUGGUCUAAAUAUGACUUGAUUCUUUUUUUUUUUUUUUUUCCUAGAGGAUCAGUACAGGGUGAAUUAAAAACAUAAAAUAUGGGUCACAAAUAUAAGCUAGAUAAAUUUUGUUUACAUUUUUUAAUAGCUUAGGUUUGAUAUAACUUUGGAAUAUUUAAAUAUAUUUUGGAUAUAAAUUGAACUUCAUUUAGGGUGAGGACAAACGUAGGCUGAGAAAAUCGUUAAGAAAGGGAAAUACUUUUUGUAAUGAGUUUAUUUAAUUUAUAUAUAACCUUCCGUGGCAGUGGACCUUGUGGGUACAGAAAUGUGUGGUAUGUAGCUGCAGAGCAUAUAUGAAUAUUUAAAAACGGAAUUGAUACUACCACUGGGUUGUAAGCUGUUAAGUAUAAGCAGAAAUGAGAAGUUCAGGGUUCCUGACAAUCGGCCACAACCUGGAGUAGGGCCAUGACAUGGAUUCAGUGACGUUCCGCUUGGCAGAGGCUGCUGUCUUCAGCCUUUUAA
Molecule: messenger RNA, 2268 nt
Organism: Tupaia belangeri chinensis (Chinese tree shrew)
Lineage: Eukaryota; Metazoa; Chordata; Mammalia; Scandentia; Tupaiidae
Gene: SEC22C
Product: SEC22 homolog C, vesicle trafficking protein
Exons: 7
Coding region: 158-1069 (303 amino acids)
Biological process (GO): endoplasmic reticulum to Golgi vesicle-mediated transport
Source: RefSeq, a predicted model, not a curated record